CACUACCCAAGGAAUACCAGAAGAUAGGAAAAGCCUUGCAGAGCCUGGCACUGGUCUUCAGCACUAGUGGAUACCAAGGAGAAUCCGAUCUCAAUGGAGCAAUAACAGAAGCAGGAAAAACCUAUGAAGAAAUCGCCAGUCUCGUAGCAGACCAGCCCAAGAAAGAUCUUCACUUUUUGAUGGAAACAAAUCAUGAAUAUAAGGGAUUUCUUGGUUGCUUUCCUGACAUCAUAGGAGCUCAUAAGGGAGCAAUAGAAAGAGUGAAGGAAAGCGAUAAAUUAGUUGCAACCAGUAAAAUAACGCCACAAGACAAACAGAACAUGGUGAAACGUGUGAGCACCAUGGCUUAUGCACUACAAGCUGAGAUGAAUCACUUCCACAGUAACCGGAUUUAUGACUACAACAGUGUCAUUCGUCUGUAUCUGGAGCAGCAGGCACAGUUUUAUGAAACGAUUGCACAGAAGCUGAGGCAGGCACUCAGCCGCUUUCCUGUGAUGUAGACAGUAAGGAGCAGUCAACAAUAAAGAACAACUCCAAAGUGCUUUUCUGAUUUGGGGGCAAUGCCAAUAAAAACUUGUUAGCCUUUGCCAGCCAAAUAAAC
This is a messenger RNA of Antrostomus carolinensis (chuck-will's-widow), 601 nucleotides long. Its product is annotated as sorting nexin-9-like. The transcript has 6 exons. The record is from RefSeq and is a predicted model, not a curated record. NCBI's taxonomy places the organism in Eukaryota, Metazoa, Chordata, Aves, Caprimulgiformes, Caprimulgidae. Gene Ontology annotation, molecular function: phosphatidylinositol binding. Gene Ontology annotation, cellular component: plasma membrane; cytoplasmic vesicle. The annotation marks the transcript as partial. Gene Ontology annotation, biological process: plasma membrane tubulation; endocytosis; endosomal transport.